GAAGAAGAAAAAGAAGAAGAAACGUUAGCCCUUCGUCUUUCCCGCCCGCCCACUGUUUUUCUCCAACGCUCAGGAUGUCUGAAAAUCCAAAUCCUUUCCAAGCUCUCUUCCAAACUCUUGAAAAUGUAUCAAAUUGUGUACAAACCCAUCUCUCAAAUUUCAUAGGUCAUCCUCUCCAUCCAUCACCCACCAACAGGAAUCCCCUCUUCUCUCUUUCAUCCUUAUCUUCCUCGUCCAAGGUAAACCCAUCACCGAGGACUGAUGCAGCUGCGCAUGUUAUGUACGAGGAAAAGUCUGCUGCACCCGUGACCAAAGAAGAACUUGGAAGAGCCACUUGGACUUUCCUUCACACUCUUGCUGCUCAGUACCCAGAAAAUCCAACAAGGCAACAAAAGAAAGAUGUAAAAGAGUUGAUGGCAAUAUUAUCUAGGAUGUACCCUUGCAAGGAAUGUGCUGAUCACUUUAAAGAAGUUCUGAGAGCAAAUCCUGUACAGGCCAGAUCUCAGCAUGAGUUUUCCCAAUGGCUAUGUCAUGUGCACAAUGUUGUUAAUAAAAGCCUUGGUAAACCAGGAUUCCCCUCUGAGCGAGUUGAUGCAAGGUGGGGCAAGCUCGACUGUGAGCAGCGAACAUGUGAUGCACAAGGAACCACAUUAACUUUUGGUGAUAUCUGAGAACGAAGGACGUGCUGGAGUUCACAGGGAUUCAACAAUGGACUGUGAUUAUAUGUUUGCAUGUUUAGUUUACUGGUCUGAAAGAAAAAAAAAAAGCCCAAUAUUUAACUAUUAUAUAAAAAAUUAUGUGAAUAAUUGAUUUAAAUAGACUUUUCUUGAACACUUAAGAGAUUUUUUCUCCCACAUCUAAAUGCGGUUCUUCUGUUGAGGCAAAAGCUUGUGACAUGUUUGUUACUAGA
Rubroshorea leprosula is the source of this 910-nucleotide messenger RNA. The record is from the annotation of a GenBank genome assembly. Lineage: Eukaryota; Viridiplantae; Streptophyta; Magnoliopsida; Malvales; Dipterocarpaceae.